Molecule: messenger RNA, 756 nt
Organism: Dacryopinax primogenitus
Lineage: Eukaryota; Fungi; Basidiomycota; Dacrymycetes; Dacrymycetales; Dacrymycetaceae
Exons: 5
Coding region: 1-756 (251 amino acids)
Biological process (GO): protein phosphorylation
Molecular function (GO): ATP binding; protein serine/threonine kinase activity
Source: RefSeq, a predicted model, not a curated record
AUGUCCACCAUUGGGAUCAACCAGAUUGUGGUUGUACAGGAGUAUUUUGUCAGUCUUGAUGAGUUCAACUGUCACCCUAUCUUGUGCACACAGGGUGAUCUGGUGGAAAUCAUCCUUCAGUUGCUGGUGUUCGCAGAAGGGCUGUCAAAAAGGGCAUACUGGCUGCGACAGAAGACCGAUCCACUGUCCAUGUCUGCAUACAUGGCAAAGGUCCUGUACAAUGAUGGUACUGGCACCAAACCCAGCCCACUGGCCAAUUGGGAGCACCUGCAACAAGAGCUGGUGGGUGCUGAGCAGGCUCAGGACAUUUUUGCGGUGUUUCAAGAGCAGUCUCUUGAGGUAGCGCAGUCCACCAUCAUGAAGGCAGGGCUGCCCCCUCAUCAGGGAUGCUCAUGGCUGGUUGAGCCCUACCUCAGCCAGGAGAAGCCAAUCAAAUUCUCUGGUACUGACAUUGCAGGUCGCCAUGGAGGGGAAAAUCAUGCUGGAAGCAUGGUGGAUGCCCUGGCACACUUUUCUUAUAUCCACUCCAUGCAAUCUUUGGUUCUGGUGGAUCUACCAGGUAUCCCCCAAGUCAAUACCCAUCCAGGCCUGCCAGGCAAUGUGCCCAUUGUCCUUUUCAAUGUGCAGACUCACACACAGGAAGGUAGCAGUGGCCUGGGUGAUCAAGGCCAAGCAGGGAUAGACAAUUUCCUUGUGCAGCAUGAGUGUGUGGCCCUGUGUGUGCAGCUCCAGCUGAACACUCUCAUGGACAUGUAA